UAUUUCCUUGUUAGCUAAAAACCAUCAAACGAAGAAAAGUCGUCAGCUCUGAUGUGGCUAGAUCCAUGGGCUAGGUCCAUGUUAGCCAGGUAGCACUCAUGGUUGCUCUUUCUUUUGGAUAUUAUUUCCCCAUCACUAACUCGCCAUGGGCAAAAGAGACAAUCGAGUGGCUUACAUCAACCCCAUUGCAGCUGCACGAGCCAGGGGGCCGGCUGGUAGUGCAGGACCAACUAUACAAGAUUAUUUAGGCAGACCUCGGCCAACAUGGGAAGAGUUAAAGGAACAGUUGGAGAAAAAGAAGAAGGGUUCUCGAGCCCUUGCUGACUUUGAAGACAAAAUGAACGUGAAAUGGAGGAAAGAACUGGCUAAAAACCGAGAGAAAUUGUUUAGUGCAAUUGAAAAAGACAAGAAGACAACAGACAAGGAAAAAGAAAAGAAGACAACAGACAAGGAAAAAGAAAAGAAGACAACAGACAAGGAAAAGGAGGAGAAGAAAGAGAAAAAAGAGAAAAGGAAGAAAGAGAAGAAGAAAUCCAACAGGCAUUCUUCAUCUUCCUCCUCCUCAUCGAGUUCUGAUUCUUCCAGCAGCUCCUCCUCAGAAUGUGAAGACACAGAGGAAAAGAAGAGUGUGAAGAAAAAGCGUAAGAGAAAGAAGUCGUCAGCCAGGAGAGCGUCAGACGGCUCAGAGGACGAAUCUGACAAGAAGAAGAAAAGAAUCAAGGAAGAAGGCGACAAAGAUAAGGAUGACAAGAGCCGUAAAAAAAAAAGGAAGGCUGAGCGAAGCCAUAAGGACUCUUCUUCAGAGACUUCUGCUGAAUCAGAAGGGGAAGAGGCUGAAGCCAAGAAGAAAAAGAGAAGUAGCGAAGAAAAGGACAAAAUCACAGACAAAUCCAAGAAGAAGAGGAAAAAGAAGCACAAGAAACACGGCAGAAAAAAGAAAAAGAAGGCAGCAUCUCAUUCAGACUCGGAGCUCGACUGAUAUCCCUGUCUUUGCGGUCAUCUCAUCCUCCUCAUGGAACACUAGUCGUGUUGUUUUUGCCGCUAACCCCCACAAAACUCUCCUAUCCAGCUUCGGUCAUCAUGCUUGAACAAGAGACCUACAAACUUGCAAUGCCAGGUUUUUUUUUGUGAAAUUGAAGCAGGCAGCUAUCUGUGGCAACUACCGGUUCCUGUUUACUGUUGGUUUUUGUCAUCUUGCUUUUGUAGAUAAUUAUUCUUUCACUCACGAGACUGAGGGCGAAUUCCCCAUAUUUCCCCCCCUCAUCUUGGAGACUUCAGUGUGACCUGCUCUCACCUUCACUGUGCUGGCCAUGGAGUUCCUCUUUCCACUUCACACACCACACCUCGCAUUUGUAGUUGCUAAAUGAGGCUGUCCUGCUAGUGAAUGCGUUGUGCAUGUAGACCUGAUGUCUCCCCAGCCUCAUAUUGAAGUUGGAUUUAUGAAAAGAAAUGUGAGCUGCCCAGUCAGCGUUUAUACAAAGAAUACUUGUUCCGUUAGAUGAAUUGUAUGUAUAAACAAUCGCAAUUCAUCAAUAAAGUAUUGUUUUAGCCUUUA
Molecule: messenger RNA, 1555 nt
Organism: Eleginops maclovinus (Patagonian blennie)
Lineage: Eukaryota; Metazoa; Chordata; Actinopteri; Perciformes; Eleginopidae
Gene: fam133b
Product: family with sequence similarity 133 member B
Exons: 11
Coding region: 146-979 (277 amino acids)
Source: RefSeq, a predicted model, not a curated record